AUGAUUGGCAACAUUCAGGUAACUACAGAGGAUAUUUCCUGGAAUGAAUCAAUAAGUGAAACAAAUCACUCCACGGUGACUGAGUUCAUUUUUCUGGGACUCUCCAAUUCUCAGGAACUCCAGAUUUUCCUACUUGUGUUCUUUUUUGUAUUCUAUGUAGGAAUUGUGUUUGGAAACCUUCUUAUUGUCAUAACUGUGACUUCUGAUUCCCACCUUCAUUCCCCCAUGUACUUCCUGCUCGCCAACCUCUCACUCAUUGAUCUGUGUCUGUCUUCAGUCACAGCCCCCAAGAUGAUUGCUGAUUUUUUCAGUAAAUGUAAGGUCAUCUCAUUCAAGGGCUGCCUUGCUCAGAUAUUUCUGCUUCAUUUCUUUGGUGGGAGUGAGCUGGUGAUCCUUAUAGCCAUGGCCUUUGACAGAUAUGUAGCAAUCUGUAAACCUCUUCGCUACACUACAAUUAUGCGUGGCAAUGUAUGUGUUGGCUUUGUGGCUGCUGCGUGGGGAACUGGCUUUCUCCACUCAGUGAGCCAGUUGGCCUUUGCAGUGAACUUACCUUUCUGUGGUCCCAAUGAGGUAGACAGCUUUUAUUGCGACCUUCCUAGGGUCAUCAAACUUGCCUGCACAGAUAGCUAUAGGUUGGAUAUCAUGGUCAUUGCUAACAGUGGUGUGCUCACCGUGUGUUCUUUUUUUCUCCUAAUCAUCUCAUACACUGUCAUCUUAGUGACCAUCCAGCAUCUCCCUUCAGAGAGGUCAUCCAAGGCUCUGUCUACUUUAACUGCCCAUAUCACAGUAGUUCUUUUGUUCUUCGGACCAUGUAUCUUCACUUAUGCCUGGCCAUUCCCCAUCAAGUCACUAGACAAAUUCCUUGCUGUCUUUUAUUCUGUGGUCACUCCUUUCUUGAACCCAAUUAUAUACACACUGAGGAACAAAGACAUGAAGAUUGCAAUGAGAUGGCUGAGAAAAUGGAGUAUCAAUUCUAGGAUAAAGUCUUAA
Messenger RNA from Dama dama (fallow deer), 990 nucleotides. Its product is annotated as olfactory receptor 4F4. Gene Ontology annotation, molecular function: olfactory receptor activity; G protein-coupled receptor activity. The record is from RefSeq and is a predicted model, not a curated record. The transcript has 2 exons. NCBI's taxonomy places the organism in Eukaryota, Metazoa, Chordata, Mammalia, Artiodactyla, Cervidae. Bases 1 to 990 code for a protein of 329 amino acids. Gene Ontology annotation, biological process: G protein-coupled receptor signaling pathway. Gene Ontology annotation, cellular component: membrane.